Heterobilharzia americana is the source of this 1891-nucleotide messenger RNA. Lineage: Eukaryota; Metazoa; Platyhelminthes; Trematoda; Strigeidida; Schistosomatidae. The record is from the annotation of a GenBank genome assembly.
ACUCCAGCGGCUUAUUCAAAAUCUAGAGAAUGUCGCUAGAAUAUGCUCGUGUUGGAAACAUCGAAGAUAUCACUUCGGUUGGCUCAACAACAAGCUUUCUUCAGGCUACAGCAGCUGAGGUUAGGUCGACACGAGUAAACUGGCAAUCAUAUCUUCAGUAAGUUCCUCCUAGAUUUUGUAAGCCUGCUUCAGAGGACAGAUAAUCAAUGACGAGCAGUAUACUUUUAUCACUCGUCUUGAUAAUGCUCCUACUGCAGAAGCUCGAAAUCAUGUAAUUAGAGCAGAUGAACAGAUGACUGCAAGGGUUUUUAUAUUUAUCCUGAAUAAAAUCUCGAAAGAACAAACCCUACGUUAUAUUCUUACGCUUAUUGAUGACAUGUUACAGGAGGACAAAUUACGUGUUGAAAUUUUUCGUGAUUAUUUCGCCAAGUCAAAAGAAUCAUUGUGGUCACACUUCUUCGGAUUUUUUCAAAGAGGUGAUCCGUUCUGCAUGCAUCAGGCUUCUCGAAUAGUAGCUAAAUUCGCCUGUUGGUCUUCUCAGCUCAUGGAAGAAAACGAUUUGAUCUAUUACUUGAACUGGCUACGCGAGCAACUAACUAUUACUAACAAUGAAUAUGACUUAACUGUGGCUCGAAAUCUUCAGAUGAUGCUGCGCAUUAAGGAGUAUCGUGCUCAGUUUUCUAAGGUCGGUGGGAUUGAAACGAUUGUGGAUGUUCUUCAAGAAAAAUUAACUAGUAGACAGCUGCAAUAUCAAUUAAUUUUCUGUCUAUGGUGUAUGAGUUUUGACUCAUAUCAUGUUACUGAAAUAUGCAAAAAUCCUUCACUACUAGCUACAGUAGCAGGUAUAUUUCUUGAGGCAGAUCGAGAGAAAAUCACUAGAAUUUCAUUGGCUCUCUUUCGUAGUAUUUUAGAAAAGCUGCCCACAAGUACAGAACAACGAGAAUGUGGUUUACGUUUAGUUCAGUAUAAAGUAUUAAGAGAGUUAGAGUUGCUGAGUCAAAAAGAUUUCAGUCAUGAUCCUGAAUUGACAGAUGAUAUUGCAUUCUUGAAUGAAAAGUUGUCCGCAAGUAUUCAAGAUGUCAGUAGUUUGGAUGAAUAUAUGGCUGAAUUAAAAUCUGGUCGACUGGAAUGGUCACCUGUGCAUAAAUCAGAAAAGUUCUGGUAUGAAAAUGCUGUGAAGUUUACGGAUAAUAACUAUGAAAUGUUGAAGAUGAUAGUACGAUUAGUAGAACUUGGCAUUGACCCAUUAACAUUGUCCGUAGCUGUUCAUGAUAUUGGCGAGUUCGUUAGACACUACCCACGUGGUAAACAGAUAAUUGAAACACUCGGAGGUAAACAUCUGGUAAUGGCUUUAUUACAACAUGAAGAUCCGAAUGUACGUUAUAAUGCAUUAGUUUCAUUACAGAAAAUAAUGGUCCAUAAUUGGGAGUAUCUGGGUAAACAGUUGGAUUCAUCUCAAGGUGCAGAUGUCAAAUCCACGGGAGUAAGAGUGAAAUAGAACACCGGCUAACCACAAUCCAUGUUGAUUAACAUAUCAUCCUAUAUGUAGAAUCAACGUGUGCAUCGACUUGGCGACAAAUUCAGAAAAUACAUAUGAGUAGUGUCUCAGUAGUCAUUGUUAUGAUCAUUGUCAAUAUUUCUGCUUUGUCUGUAUUCUGUAUUUGUUUAUUUAUUUCCAAUGUGUCACCUCUGUGAUUUCUUUUGUAUACACUCUAUGUAUACAACCAAUCAAAAGCAUAAUAUAUUUUCCUCAAGCUGCUUUAUCGAAAUGGUCCUCUUUUGUUAAUUGUCUUUGAUUCCUUCUCUUCUCGAGCAAUUCACUAAUCUUUGAUUGUUUCUCUCUUUUCUAUUGCGUAUACAAAUAGAAAGACUGACUAAGAGUUGGGCCUUG